GAUUGGCGCAGACAACAUGACGCGCUUGCUGCGGCCCCUAGUGCUACUUGGCCUGAUCCCCGCUGCCUCGUGUACCUCCUCCUCCUCGGUUCAGAUCCGCGGCGUUGCCCCUUCGGACGAGGCCACGUACCUUUCCGCCGAGUUUUCGUGCGUUGUGAACGGCAAGGUCACGAAUCUUCCAAUCAGUCGAGUGAACGACGAGUUCUGCGACUGCGACGACGGCCGGGACGAGCCUGGCACCGCUGCCUGCUCGCACCUAAUAAGCGCCCAGUUCCACUGCGAGAACGACGGGUUUUUCCCGGGGAAAAUCCAUACUUCGCGGAUCCAUGACGGCAUUUGCGACUGCUGCGAUGGAUCGGACGAGGAAAUAAACGGCAAGUCCUCUUGUCCGAACACGUGUGCAGUGGCAGCCAAUAAGCACCGGAAGGAGGCGGAGCAGCGACUUGUAGUGGUAAAAGCUGGUUUUGAUAAGCGUCAGGCAACGAUUACUAGGGAAAUUGCCGAGUAUUUUAAUGGGGCUCAAGAAGCAGAGACGGCCACACAGAAGGAGCUGGCGGGGCUGAAGCUGCUGAAGGACAGGGUGACGGUGCACAAGGACCGCGAGGAGUUAAAAGAGAAGAAGUAUCGGAUGGAAGCUGCGAGGCAGAAACAGGCGGAAGGACACGAGAAUGGAGAAACAAGCAAGCAGCAGUUUUCAGAUGCAAAGGAGAAAGAGGCUGUUGAAGCGCUGGAGUUUGAGGGACUUGACUCUGUUCGAGUGGCUGACGAUGAUGUGCCCGUGAACUCGGAGGAAGAUGAACGCGCGUCGGAGGUUUUAAACUCCAGAAGAGAGACUGUCAAGAGCCUCAUUGAGUUGCCGGACGGCACGCGAGUUCCUCUAGCGGAUUAUCUACGCAUGAACCACAACAAACAAGCACCUACCAAGAAGAGGGCUCCUCGUACUGCGGAAGAAAUGCGGCGAGAAGAUUUCCUGGGCCCACUGUUCAAUGGCGAUGCUGAAGGUCGAAAGAGGAUUGGACUGUAUGCACUGCGAACGAUCGGUAUCGUUAUCUCUCCUGUCCGCGUGCUAAUUGAGCUGAUAUUAUUCUCUCCAAGGACAUUGUGGAGUGUGCUGUCGACCCCCGAGAUUGCCGGGUCCGUCAUCGAUAAACUGCCAGAUUUCGCAUACCCAUCGCGCUCAAUCUGGUUCCGCCAAUUAGGUGGAGGCAGUGUCUAUGAUGGAUACAGCUCGGUGAUGUGGGGCGCACGGGUUGUGUGGGAUGCACCGGUGUAUGCUUACCACUAUUUAUUCCCGAAGUUAGAUGACGAGUUGAAAUUACCUGUGGCUGAGUCACUGCGGAAGGUUCUGCGCGAAAUUGACGCUGGUAUCGCCAAGUUGGAGAAAGAGCAAAACGACAAGCGCGAAGCUGCAAAAAUGGACUACGGUCCAGACCGCGCGUACUUUGCGUUGAACGAUAAAUGCAUUGAAAAGCGGAUUGAGGUAUGUAAUGCAGGUUUGGAGCUUUGAUGCACUUAUUUAAUGCUGUAUUCGGUGCGCAGAAAUACCUGUACAAGUUCUGUGCUUUUCAAGAAAUCAAGCAGGACCAUACAAAACUGGGCAAGUGGGAUGGCUGGGCACUUGACAAUGAUAAGGUGGAUCACACGAAGAUGCGGUACUCAAAGGGCCAGAGGUGCUACAAGGGCCCUGAGAGAUCCGUGUUGGCGCACCUCGAAUGUGGAGAAGAAGACGAACUUCUGAGCGUGGAUGAGCCAUCUACUUGUGUGUACGAGAUGGCCGUUCGCUCGCCUCUAGCCUGCACUACAGAAAUCCUAACCAAGGCUGAAGAAGAUGUUGCAUUUUGGACGCGGGCUCAUUAGAUCAUGCAGACUGGGAAAUGUUAAUCACAAAAUGAGCAUGGAUACUCUUCGCUACUAUCUAUUGCUAUCUAAGACAGCCUCACGGACUCAAUGACUCCUAGAACGUGUUUCGGUUAGGAAGGAAAUCAUAACGUCCUUGUCGCUAUUGGUCAGAGCUAGCAAUUCACUGUCGU
This is a messenger RNA of Phytophthora nicotianae INRA-310, 2030 nucleotides long. RefSeq lists its product as hypothetical. Gene Ontology annotation, biological process: N-glycan processing. Gene Ontology annotation, cellular component: glucosidase II complex. Lineage: Eukaryota; Oomycota; Peronosporomycetes; Peronosporales; Peronosporaceae. The transcript is spliced from 6 exons. The coding region runs from base 17 to 1507 and encodes 496 amino acids. The record is from RefSeq and is a predicted model, not a curated record. Gene Ontology annotation, molecular function: protein binding.